Eucalyptus grandis is the source of this 1480-nucleotide messenger RNA. RefSeq names its product flavin-containing monooxygenase FMO GS-OX-like 2. The coding region runs from base 10 to 1371 and encodes 453 amino acids. The record is from RefSeq and is a predicted model, not a curated record. Gene Ontology annotation, molecular function: flavin adenine dinucleotide binding; N,N-dimethylaniline monooxygenase activity; NADP binding. NCBI's taxonomy places the organism in Eukaryota, Viridiplantae, Streptophyta, Magnoliopsida, Myrtales, Myrtaceae. The transcript has 7 exons.
GAAAAUGUUAUGCACAAGAAGAAAGCCAUGGCAAAACGGAGCGUAAAAGCAGCGGUAAUCGGAGCCGGCAUGUCGGGGCUGAUCGCGGCCCGGGAGCUCCGUCGAGAAGGGCACCGCGUGGUGGUCUUCGAGAAGGGCACCGAAGUCGGGGGCACAUGGGUCUAUGACCCCCGGGUCGAGUCCGACCCCUUGGGUCUCGAUCCGGGUCGCGAGGUCAUCCACAGCAGCAUGUACAAGUCGCUCCGAGUGAACCUCCCGAGGCCAAUCAUGGGGUUCCUGGACUACCCGCUUGAUGCGAAACCCGGUGUCCGGGAUGACCCGAGGCCAUUUCCGGGUCACGAGGAGGUGCUCCGGUUCCUGCAGGGCUUCGCAGCAGAUUCCGGGGUGGUCGAGCUGGUCCGAUUCGGGCACGAGGUGGUUCGGGUCGAGCAAGUCGCCGAGGGGAGGAAUGAUGAGUGGGUCGUGGAGUGGCGGACGCGCGACGGGGAAGCCAGUGCGGAGACGUUUGAGGCCGUGGUCGUCUGCAAUGGCAAGUUUACCGAGCCAAGGCUAGCUGAAUUUCCCGGUAGAAGUACUUGGCGAGGAGAACAAAUACAUAGCCAUAACUAUCGGAUUCCUGAACCCUACAAAGAUAAGAUUGUAGUGAUCAUUGGAAAUGGACCGAGCGGGAUCGACAUUGCAAAAGACAUCCUACAUGUCGCGAAAGAAGUUCACCUAGCUUCAAGAGAAACCACCAAGCUUGAGAUUCUUGAAGGCCUAUUUCAACAUUCCCCGAUAGAUCAUGCCAAAGAGGACGGGAAAAUAGUCUUCCAAGAUGGAUCGUCAAUAUAUGCAGAUGCUAUCAUCCAUUGUUCUGGGUACAAAUAUCUCUUCCCAUUUCUUAGAAUGAAUGGAAUUGUGAACGUGGAGGACAAUUGCGUCGCGCCUUUAUAUCAACAUGUUUUCCCACCUGCGCUAGCUCCAUGGCUCUCUUUCAUUGGCGUACCAUAUCGGGCUAUUGCGUUUCUCCUCAGCGAGUUACAAUCAAGGUGGGUAGCGAAAAUAUUAUCUGGGAAAAUACUGCUGCCAAGUGAAGAAGAGAUGAUGUCUUCGGUACAUGAAUAUUACCAGCGGAUUGAGGCGGCCGGAUGGCCCAAGCGUCAUACUCACAGGCUUCAAUUGGAGAAGUUUGAUUAUGAAAAUUGGCUUGUUGGAGAGUUGGGACUACCGCCACUGGAGAAAUGGAGACAAAACAUGUAUUUUACUUCGUUGAGUCUUCUGAUGACGUUAGGUGAAAAUUGGAGAGACACUUGGGAUGUUGAGAAAUGGAUGAAAGGAGAAGCAGGAGGAGAAGAAGAACCGGACAAGAUUAAUUGCACUUUGGAAUGUUAAGUUUGUAGGAACUGGAAUACUACAUGUUGGAAGCGAUUUAAAGAAUCCAUUUGCAUUCUCCCUUUAAUCCAUUUUAAGGUAAUCUACGGUCGUCCGUGACUUUCACGUC